UCCACCCGGAGACUUUAGCAACGGAAAUACAGUCCGUACUGGGCGGUCAGUCUGCCACGUCGGAAAUAUUAUCAGUAAUUUCAUUUCGGAAGAUCAGAAGAGCAACUAGGGACGUUUUUUUUUUUAGGUGUUGAGGGAGUUUGUUGGAGGGAUAUAAUUAAAUAUGGUUUCGGUCAUUAACACAGUGGACACCUCGCAUGAGGAUAUGAUCCAUGAUGCUCAGAUGGAUUAUUACGGCACCAGACUUGCCACCUGCUCCUCUGAUCGCUCCGUAAAGAUCUUUGACGUCAAAAACGGAGGGCAGAUCCUUGUGGCUGAUCUGAGGGGCCAUGAGGGUCCAGUGUGGCAGGUGGCCUGGGCUCACCCCAUGUACGGCAACAUCCUGGCAUCCUGCUCCUACGACAGGAAGGUGAUCAUCUGGAAGGAGGAGAACGGCACCUGGGAUAAGAUGUAUGAAUACACAGGCCACGACUCCUCUGUGAAUUCUGUUUGCUGGGGACCGUAUGAUUUCGGGUUGAUUCUGGCCUGUGGCAGCUCAGAUGGUGCAAUUUCAGUGUUGACCUGUUCUGGAGAUGGACACUGGGAUAUUAAGAAGAUCAACAAUGCACAUACAAUCGGCUGUAACGCUGUGAGUUGGGCCCCAGCUGUUGUCCCAGGAAGUCUUAUUGAGCAGCCAACAGGACAGAAGCCCAACUACAUCAAGAGAUUUGUGUCUGGAGGCUGUGACAAUCUGGUCAAGCUGUGGAAAGAAGAGGACGGCCAAUGGAAAGAGGACCAGAAGCUGGAGGCGCACAGUGAUUGGGUGAGAGAUGUUGGCUGGGCUCCUUCCAUUGGUCUGCCCACCAGCACAAUAGCCAGCUGCUCACAGGAUGGUCGUGUGUUUAUCUGGACGUGUGAUGACCCAGCCGGUAACACCUGGACGGCCAAACUUCUCCACAAAUUCAACGACGUGGUGUGGCACGUGAGCUGGUCCAUCACAGGAAACAUCCUUGCUGUGUCAGGAGGGGACAACAAAGUGACCCUGUGGAAGGAAUCAGUGGACGGACAGUGGGCCUGUAUCAGUGACGUCAACAAAGGCCAGGGUGCCGUGACCUCCAUCACAGACAGCCAACAGAACGAGCAGUGAAGCCCAUCUCCUCUCUCGCCCGUGGUGGAGCACCUCUAAUCAGACUAGGGUCACAUCCUUCUGCCCUCAAAGACUUUUCUCCAACGUUAAAAGUGCAUCUCACUCCCAGGCGGCAGAACCCAAAUUAAUUUUUUUUUCUUUUUUCUUCAACAUUGCCCUGAUUUUUAGAUCAUUUCCAUUGGUUCAUUUCCAAACCGGAUGUUUGAGCUGAUUUGUAUUGUUUGUAAAAAUUCUUAACAUGUCAAUUAUGUUGAGAAGGAAAAAAAAAUACAAUAUAUGAAACAUUGGACAUUAGUGUGUUUCAAAACCUGGACGACCAUUGAAGAAUAAAGUUUUCUAUACUAAACUAUAA
Messenger RNA from Megalobrama amblycephala (Wuchang bream), 1478 nucleotides. RefSeq names its product SEC13 homolog, nuclear pore and COPII coat complex component (gene sec13). The transcript is spliced from 9 exons. Bases 164 to 1126 code for a protein of 320 amino acids. Gene Ontology annotation, cellular component: COPII vesicle coat; nuclear pore outer ring. The record is from RefSeq and is a predicted model, not a curated record. Gene Ontology annotation, biological process: positive regulation of TOR signaling; COPII-coated vesicle budding; protein import into nucleus. NCBI's taxonomy places the organism in Eukaryota, Metazoa, Chordata, Actinopteri, Cypriniformes, Xenocyprididae. Gene Ontology annotation, molecular function: structural molecule activity; protein binding.